ACUCUCGACUUUGUUGUUCCAGUAAUGGAGGAUGAAUGAUUCGUUACCGAAAACCCACCAAAUCUCAUACAUAUUGACAUCUCCUCCACAACUACCUCAAAAACCCCCCUUUAACAAACAAACCCAUCAAUCAAUCAAUCAUCACCCACCCACUUACUUUUUUUUAUGAAUCUUGAUUCUGGGUUUGGAAUGGGUGUUGCUGGUUUGGAGGUUGAAGAAGAAGAGGGUGAAACGAAUGAUGGGUUGAAACAGAGUUGUUGGGCCAAUAUGCCUCCGGAGCUCUUGAGGGAGGUCUUGCUUAGGAUUGAAUCCUCUGAAAAUAAGUGGCCCAUGAGGAAGAAUGUGGUCGGCUGUGCCACUGUUUGCAGGAGUUGGAGAGAGAUCAUGAAGGACAUUGUUAAGAGGCCUGAGCUUUCUGGGAUCUUCACUUUCCCCAUUUCAGUUAAACAGCCUGGUCCAAGAGAAUCUCUUAUCCAGUGCUUUAUAAAACGGAAACGAUCUACUCAAACAUAUUACCUUUUCCUUAGUUUGACUCAAGCACUUGCUGAUGAUGGAAAGUUUCUUCUUGCUGCUCGCAAGUUUAGACGCCCCACAUGUACCGACUACAUCAUCUCGUUACAUGCUGAUGACAUGUCAAAGGGGAGCAGUAGAUAUAUCGGAAAAUUAAGAUCAAACUUUUUGGGAACCAGGUUCAUCGUGUAUGAUGGUCUGCCACCUCAUGACGGAGCUAAAAUGACUAAGAGUCGCUCCCCUAGGUUUAUGGGCUCCGCUCAAGUCUCGCCUCGAGUCCCUGCUGGAAGCUAUCCCGUUGCUCACAUCUCGUAUGAGUUGAACGUGUUGGGAUGCAGGGGUCCAAGAAGAAUGCAAUGCACAAUGGAUCCCAUUCCAACUUCCGCAAUCGAACCGGGAGGUGUGGCUCCCACACAAACCGAGUUUCCGCUGAGCACCGGUGAAUCUUUUCCUUCAAUUUCUUUUUUUCGAUCCAGAUCAAGCCGUGUGAAAAAACGUGGGCCCGAAGUGUCAAAUAAUCAGACAGUUGGACCUUUAGUUUUGAAAAACAAACCUCCUAGGUGGCAUGAGCAGCUUCAGUGCUGGUGUUUAAAUUUUCAAGGACGUGUAACGGUUGCUUCGGUGAAGAAUUUCCAGUUGGUAGCUACACCGCCAAGUGGACAAGCGGGACCACAGUAUGACAAGGUUAUUCUUCAGUUUGGGAAAGUAGGGAAGGAUGUGUUUACCAUGGAUUAUCGCUACCCGAUAUCUGCGUUUCAAGCUUUUGCUAUCUGCCUCAGCAGCUUUGACACCAAAAUUGCUUAUGAAUGAUGUCGACUUGACAAGAAAAAGUUUGAUGCUCUAAAAUCUCAAGUGUGAGAUGGAAAUAAAGAUUUGAAAGAAGUAUGUCUCCAUGGCAUGGGUAUGCAAGUCUAAGGAUAUUCAAAAUAAGAAGCCAUUCAUUCAUGGCUCUGGUUUUUGGUCAUUUCUUAUGGUAUUUAUUUCAUUUGAAACUGUCUCCUUGUUCUCAGUUUGAGAUUUCAUCAUGUUUGCUAUGGAACCAUACAUGCAGAAGAACACAUUUACAUUCAAAGGGUUUUUUUUCUCUCUUUUUUUUUUUUAACUGUAAUUCUCUUAAUUGGCAUACCAAAUGAGAUGCCUGAAUUUUCCCAAA
Helianthus annuus (common sunflower) is the source of this 1663-nucleotide messenger RNA. Its product is annotated as tubby-like F-box protein 3. The record is from RefSeq and is a predicted model, not a curated record. Lineage: Eukaryota; Viridiplantae; Streptophyta; Magnoliopsida; Asterales; Asteraceae. Gene Ontology annotation, molecular function: protein binding. Bases 166 to 1320 code for a protein of 384 amino acids. The transcript is spliced from 6 exons.